Lutzomyia longipalpis is the source of this 923-nucleotide messenger RNA. RefSeq lists its product as uncharacterized. Gene Ontology annotation, biological process: proteolysis. The record is from RefSeq and is a predicted model, not a curated record. The coding region runs from base 10 to 831 and encodes 273 amino acids. NCBI's taxonomy places the organism in Eukaryota, Metazoa, Arthropoda, Insecta, Diptera, Psychodidae. The transcript has 2 exons. Gene Ontology annotation, molecular function: serine-type endopeptidase activity.
UUUCCGAAAAUGAUGUGUCUUCCUAAAGCAAUCUUUGUGGUCAUAGCUGUUUGUAUUUUAACCAUCUCUCAGGCAGAAAAUACUUACGCCAAUGGAAAUCCUAAUGAAUUUCCAUACCACGUUCGUAUUGCAAUUGAUGUCUCUUUUUUGGAUCUUCCUCUUUUGGGUGAUAUUCAUUUGUAUAGAGAAAUAUGUCAAGGGGCCAUCAUUUCAACAACCAAAGUUCUUACAGCAGCAAGUUGCAUAAAGGAUGGUGAAAUUAUUCCUAUUCUUAUGGCAGUUAAAUAUACAAUUGUAGCCGACGAUUCCGGACCAAGUGAUCCCAAUGUUUUCUCAAAAGUCGCUGCAAGAGCUUCCAUAACCACCGAAUACAAUUGCGAACCGCAAGGAAAUCAAUUUGGAGUACUAGAAGUGGAUGAUCCAUUUAUUUUCAACGAUGAUGUUGAUUCUUUACCUCUUGAUUUGUCUUACGACUAUACAAAGUUAUUUGGUGAUGAAAAAGAUUUUGAUUUUGGAUUUACCAUGUAUAGUGCACAAGACGAUGGAGAACUGAUGCCUUUUAAAUUUGAUCACAUGAUGUUCUGCAAUGCAUUUGAAAAUAGUCCACAAGAUAUACCGCCUGGAACCUUUUGUGGAUUUGUAAGUAACGGCAAAGACCUUAAAGGGCAAGCUAAACGUGGAGGUGCUGUUUUUGUCAAUGACAAUAGUGACAAUAAGAUAAUAGGUAUUGGAGUUAUUAUAGACUUUGAAUAUGAAACAACCAAUCCACCUGGCCUAGUUGUGGGGUUCUAUAGAUUUGCGAGUUUGUGCGAAGCAAACGGCGCUGAUUAAACAACCAACAUUCUUUUGUAAUUUGAAGAAUUAUAAUCAUUUUGAAUAAACCAAUUUGGGUUAAAAUUGGUUAAAUAAAUGUGUGAAUUCAA